AUGGAUGAAAAGCUAGCGGUCUUGCAAGAAAUGCAAGAACGUGGCCAUGCUCGAGAAUUGGGCCACCUUGAAAACUAUUUUGCAAUAUGUCAACGUCAGGACUUGUAUACGAACUUUAGUAUGUUCUGCGAACUAAGUGAUGCCUGUUCCUUCGAGGAAUUUACAUUUGCAUUGCGAUCGAUCUGUCUAGAGAACCCGAUUUUACUACACACGGUUAUUCCCAAAAAAUGGCCAAAUCAUCUGGAAUACUACGCUAGCGAGGAAUACACGUCCAAUCCAGUUUCCAAUCAUGAAUUUAUGCGGCUUCUUGAAAAUGUAAACAUGUCAGACUUAUUGAUGAACACCCAAGAUGAAUAUGCAGAGGUAGUUUCGAAAAUCUUUGAAAUCUUUAAUCGCAAUGGCGGGCAUUAUACGAGCGAAAUAUUCGAUAUGACAGCCGCUAUCAGAAUACCGUAUGGUGAUCCUGUUAAACCAAACUGGAGAGUUUUGUGCUUCCCGGGAGGUUCCGAAAAUAGUUGGUCAAAGUUCCUCUACAUUUCAAACCAUUGUUCCAGCGAUGCAGGCUCUGCCAUGAACCUUUUCAAAGAUAUCUCAGCUCAACUUAACAAUCUACCGGAAAAAUUGCCAACGACGGACACGGUCUUCGACUAUUCUUCCGAUUACGAAAAGAUAGGGAGGUUGCCCAUUCCAAUCGAGCAGCGCGUUGAUUAUAAGCCUCCGUUGACCUAUUUCCCUCAGUUAUUGGGAGCGCAAUUUUUGAGAAACCAUUUAAGCUACCACUCUAAGGGCGCAGUUGUCUCCCGCAUUACAACACCAGACGAAGGUAAUCGUGCGUAUUCCCGCUUCCUCAACUUUACUUCUGAACAAAUGCAAGCGAUAAAAAACAAGAUUAAGACUCAAGUCAAUCCGCAAUGUACUAUGACGCCCUUUCUGCAAACAUGCUUGCUUGUUUCUCUCUAUAAGUCUGGCAAAAUAUUCUCUGGAUCGUUCCGAGAAUGGUUUAUGGACAUGGUGAUCCCAAUGCGUACAUCACAACUCUUGCCGGAUGACGAUGAGGUCCGUGACAUGUACAAAUAUGGCGCCAAUAUUGGUGGAUCCCGUUACAACUACUUGAUAUCGUCGUUGAACAUAGGUGAUGAUAAAGAAGCUUUUUGGUCCUUGGUCAAAUAUUAUAAUGACGUUUUCAUCAAGGCUAAAGAAAAUAAGCACUACCUAUAUCCGCUAGGGGCACUAAUGCUAGACUCAGUACGCCAGAGAACCAAUGUAGAUAAAAUAGUAGUGGAUGAUCUGUUGGGACUCCCUCGUGACGGUGCUGUCUUGAGCAACAUCGGUUUUGUGAAGCAGGCUGCAGAUAUCAAAAAGUACAAGAUUCAAGAUAUGGUAUUCUCGCAGACGCUGGGAAGUUUGAGACAUAGCUUCACAAUGAGUGCUUGCACAACUGCCGUUGGUGGUAUGAAUAUUGUUGCAUGCGCUGCUCAUGGAACUGUCAGCUGCAAGAAGGAUUGGGAAGACUUGUGCGAAUUAUUCAAACAAGAAGUUCUUACCAUAUAG
This is a messenger RNA of Lachancea nothofagi CBS 11611, 1551 nucleotides long. The record is from the annotation of a GenBank genome assembly. NCBI's taxonomy places the organism in Eukaryota, Fungi, Ascomycota, Saccharomycetes, Saccharomycetales, Saccharomycetaceae.